AUGGGAUUACCAACAACAACAACAAUUAAAAAUAGUGCAACUUCAAAUAGUUUAUUUUCCUCAGAGUCUCAAUUUUCUUCUGAUAAUGUAUUAGAUGAUGAAUCGACAAGUUUGGAUACACCAGAUGACCCAGAAAUUAAAUCUGUACUUAAUAAAAUGGAAGAAUUAAAUAGAACAAACGAAGCAGAUAUUCGUAGUGUAACAUCCAAAAUUUCUUCAAGUUCUCAAGCUGGACGUUCUUCCUCUCCUUUACCCAAUGGAAAUAAUCGCUAUGAAGAAUUGUUACCUCCACGAAGUAAUUCUCUUCAACCAACAGUUGAAGAUGAUGAGGAUUUUGACCUUUGGACGAUUUGGGGAAAUCUCGUAAAGAGUUGGGAAUUAGAAUGGAAAAGACGUCCAAGUUGUGUUAAAGAAUUAGCUCGUCGUGGAAUACCUCAACAUUUUAGAACUAUAGCUUGGCAAUUAUUGUCUGGUGCUAAUGUUAAAUUAUUACAUGAAAAUUAUUCAGAAUAUUUACGUUUAUCUUCACCAUAUGAAAAAGCAAUUUCAAGAGAUAUACCUAGAACAUUCCCAAAAUUGGACUUUUUUAAAGAUGAGGGAAAAGGACAGCAAUCUUUAUUUAAUGUUAUGAAGGCUUAUUCAUUGCAUGAUAGAGAGGUUGGUUAUUGUCAAGGUUCGUCUUUUAUUGUUGGACAACUGUUAUUACAAAUGCCAGAAGAAGAAGCUUUUGCUGUUUUUGUUCGAUUAAUGGAAAAUUAUAGACUUCGAGAAUUGUAUAAACCAACAAUGACAGAAUUAGGUUUGUGUAUGUUUCAGUUGGAAAUGAUGGUUCAAGAACAAAUUCCGGAUCUUUACAUGCAUUUUAAUAAUAUGGGAUUUGAUACUUCAAUGUAUGCUUCUUCGUGGUUUUUGACUGUUUUUAUUACAACACUUCCAUUGGAUUUGGCAAAUCGUAUAAUGGAUUGGUUUUUGGUUGAUGGAAUAGAUACAAUAUUUAGAAUUGCUCUUUCAAUUUUACAACAAUCUAGAAUUGAUUCGUUACAACUGGAUAUGGAGGGAAUGUUAAAAUAUUUUCAAAGAGAAGUUCGUUCCCGUUAUGAAAAUGAUCAUGAAUUACUUUUUACUAUAGCUUCAAGAAUUCAUCUAAAUGCGAAAAAAAUGAAAAAAUUGGAAAAGGAAUAUUUGUCUAAACGAACAAAAGAUCAGGAGGAAGCAAUUGAACUCAGGCGUCUACGAACAGAAAACCGAUUACUUCGUCAACGAAUAGAUUAUUUGGAAAGUGAAAGUUCAGCUUUAGCAGAUCGUUUAGUACGUGGACAAGUUGAUUUGGCACAACAAGCAGACACUUGUUUAAAUAUUUCUCAUGAAUUAAAUAUUUUGAGGGAUAUAAAUUAUGAUGCUCAUAGACGGCUGGAAGAUGCACAUCAAUCGAUAAGAGAAUUGCAUAUGCAAAAACGUCUCAACUUGAGAGAUCAAGAAGUUCAAGUAGAUGAUAUUUCAAUGAUUGAACAUAUACAUCAAUUACAACAAGAAUUAAUUGAGACCCAUUCUAAAAAGGCAGAUUUAGAAAGCACAGUUCGGGAACAAAAACAACGAAUAAAUGAAUUAGAAUCAGCAAAUAAACGUUUUAAAGAAUGCCCACCAGAAGGAGGAGUUGCUGCAAUACAAGAGGAAUUAAUCCGUGUAAAAAUGAGAGAAGCAGAAUCAUCUCUUUCUUUGAAAGAAAUGCGUCAAAAACUUGCUGAAUUUGAACAACAAUGGCAGGCUUAUAUGAAUCUACGUGGUAUUCAACAUUUUAAUCAAACAAGAGAAUCAGCACAUUCUCCACCUCUUUCAUCCCACUCCGUGGAUGAAGAAUUAGAGGUUAUCCCACCACCCCCACAGGAGCCUUGCCAUUCAACAAAUACUCCACCAACAGACCAACAACAACAACAAAAUAAUCAACAAAGAAAAAAUACAAAAACAAGAUUAGCAAAAAUAGCAACAAUAAUUGGGGCUGCUGUUGUUGGAGGAGGAGGAGGAAAUAAUUUAAAUGAAGUAAAUAAUGGUGAAACUUUGGAAGGUUGGAAUCAACGAGAAUUGGAAGAUAAUUUUAUUGGUUUACGUAUAAAAGAAGCUGAUACUUUGGCUGAAUUGAAAGAAAUGAGACAAAAGUUGAUGGAAAUGGAGACACAAAAUCAUGUUUGCACUAAUCAACUGAAACGACAAGACGAUGAAAUUAAGCGAUUACGUGAAGAAAAGGAGAAUUGUGUUCAGACAGAAGCAGAAUUACGUCAAGAAUUACGUGACUGUGAACGUAAAUUGCUUGAAUUACAAAGCGAAUUGAAAGAAAAAAAUAUUAUGCAAAGAUUAAAAUAUACAGAAGCUUUACAAACAGUUGCUGAACUUAGAUCACAAUUGGCACAAAUUGAAUCAAAGGUUUUUUCUGAAUUUUUUAUAAAUUAA
Molecule: messenger RNA, 2445 nt
Organism: Meloidogyne enterolobii
Lineage: Eukaryota; Metazoa; Nematoda; Chromadorea; Rhabditida; Meloidogynidae
Source: the annotation of a GenBank genome assembly